Cydia pomonella (codling moth) is the source of this 2891-nucleotide messenger RNA. RefSeq lists its product as uncharacterized. Gene Ontology annotation, molecular function: protein binding. The transcript is spliced from 6 exons. The record is from RefSeq and is a predicted model, not a curated record. Lineage: Eukaryota; Metazoa; Arthropoda; Insecta; Lepidoptera; Tortricidae. Bases 199 to 1551 code for a protein of 450 amino acids.
ACAUAGGUACGUAAGUUGAAUUUAAAGCAAAGUUAUCAAACGCUAUCAUGCCAAAUAUCGAGCCUUCUUAGCUUUAUCAGGAGGAUUCACAUACGUCACUUUUCUGAAGCCCCCGACCAGGUUUAUUAUUAUAGGGUUCGCCUCUAUCUUUUAAAAGCACGUGAGCUACUAUGUAAUUGCAUUGAUAACUAGCUUCGUAUGUGGUGUAUGGUUUGGCGAGACGUUACCCCGCUACCGGCGACGGAGCGUGACGGUGACGGCUAUCUGGCCGGCUGCAUUUGGACGCGUGCCGCCGCCGGCGACGCCAUGUUGAGGAUCUUCAGGAAUCUCAAGCAAAAAAUUCUGUUCAAAGAGCUGCCACCGCCUUAUCGGGAGAACGAGGAUGUGCCCGACGAUUCACAGGAAAUAUAUGAGCCAAGCCCCAUCCCACCAUGCGAAGUCCUGGACCUGCUAGCCAACUGCAAAAUCGCCCACUCCGACGUCGAGUACGCAGAGAUCCAGGAACAACCGGAACAGGAGAUGGGUCUGUGGCACUCCACGCCGCUGGCACAUCGGCACAGGUCCAAGAUAUCGCUCACGUGGGUGCUGAAGGAAAAUGCGGAAAAUACGAAACCUCAGAACGAAGUCAGAUACCAGCGUCAAUUCGAAGACCGUUUCAAAACCACAAAGCUAAGAGAGACCAGAGUCGUUGGUCGAAACGAGUACUACCACAACCUUCGGUUCCGCAGUGCUUGCGAGGAAUUCGUCAGUCAAGACACGCUGUCUGACGAGACUAGUACUGAGGAGUAUGUCAGGAGGAAACACAGGCAUAGGCACCGGAGAAAGAAGAGGAACCAGGAGCGGUUCGGAUACGAUAUCAGGGAUUUGGACAGUUUCCUGAGUGAGGCGUCAAUAGACCAUCCAGGCAACAUUCCAGUAGUGAUCGCAUAUCCAACAACGCUGUACCAAACUCAGAAAGACCUGCAAAGAGAGCUAACGCUUCCGCUCGGUACCGUGGUCAACGCGGUGUUUAAAAACAAGCAGUGGCUGUACGUGCAAACUCCACACGGUGAUGAGGGAUAUGUCAUGUACAGCGCGUGUCUGCCACUCGGGAUACUGCCUAAUAGGACAUCCCAAAAGAAGAUGCCAUGUUGGGAAAGCAGCACAGACAUCUACCCUCGUCCUUGCGGCAACCUAACAGAUAAUGAAAAAGAACAGCUUCGCACCCGCACGCGUUCCGAAACACGUUACAAACCGCGCAAGCAGCGCUGCGCGGAAAAGGACUUUGACUCCUUAUACUUAAGAACCAAAUCCGUCUGCUCCAAUAUAGACAACAUAGAAAAAAAGUCUACCAUAGACAAAAGAAAAAUAAAAAGACAGACGUUGUUAGUAGUGAAUAGUGAUUAUAAAGGAAGUGUGUUGAAUAAAACGUUGACAGUGAGAGAGGGAGAUGUGGUGGUGUUGGUGGAAAGGGGAGAGACUGAUGUGGAUGCGGACUGGUUCUAUGUGAGGAAAAGAGAUGGCAGUCAGGGCUUUAUACCGGCUGUUAUAGCUGGUCAUGGGUAUAUUUAAAUAAUUGUAUUCUUAAGUAAUUCAAAGGUGUUAAAAUAGUCAUGUGAAAGUGAAGCCUUCUUUAAACUGAUCUGAAGGCCCAAGUCAUGUUAUCAUAAUGUUUACUCACUUCUGACUAUAAAUAGGUCCUUAGGUCAAUGUGGUGAAAACCGUAUGUAAGGGAAGACUUGUCUUCAAGACCUUUCGUCGGUAUAAGUUCUUAGUGGGGGGAAACUGCAGCGUUCGGGCGUUCUCGACUCCGUUCGGCUUCACGUUGCUACGAGCAAUUAUUAGGGUUGGCAAAACUUGACGUCCUUGUGCGUGCACAACCACAGAUAAGAUAAUUACUUGAAUUUUCACAACCCUACAUGGCCGAAAGGGAUAGUGCCAUACAUUAGAAAGGGACAACAUGAUUCGUCCCUGAAUCGCUGUUAAACUUCGGUUUGGUAGGAAGUUUCCUUUCUGUACAGUAGUACUAUUACUCAUUCUGGGUUAGAACAGGAGUGAGGCUCUUUCUUUCUGACUGUGUCUGAGCAACUUACGUAUACAAUACGAGUUUUUGCCCUGGGCGGGUCUUCUCCACACUGACCUUACCUAAUUAUUCUGUCUCUUCUGGUCUGGCCUAGUGACCCUGCUUAUGAAGCCCAUUGGUCCUGGGUUCGAAUCCCGGUAAGGGCAUUUAUUUGUGUGAUAGAAGAUAUUUUGUUCCUGAGUCAUGGAUGUUUUCUAUGUAUUUAAGAAGUAUUUGUAUGUUAUAGUCUGUUUUGUUAGCAUUAGAAAGAAGGUAAGCGAUUUUGAUGUGUAUUUUUAUUGAAAAAUAAGUCACGGCAAAUAUGUAAGAAUUAUAAAUCGUAUACAAAAAUAAAUAAAUCCAGUAAAUUAUAAAUCCUACUUGAAUAAAUGACUUUUUAAUUUUUUUACUUUACUUUACUUUAUACGAUAAUUUACAUUAUUUUGCUAUCAUAUGUAACAGUUUCUGAUUUUUAAAAAGCGUUUUUCAAUAAAAAGACUUGUCAAGAUUAGUUUACCUUUUUUCUAAUGCAAAAAAUAAAAACUUGUCUGAGUAGCCACAACACUAUGCUUCUUGGCUUACCUUGGGACUUAAUCAAUUUGUGUAAGAAUGUCCCUAUAAUAUUUAUUUAUUUAUUUAUAAUUAUGUGUUGCCUUAGAAUCGUGAAAGCCAAUAUUUUGUAUUGUAAUCAGUUGUAAAACAUUUCUUAUUGGUAACAUUUAAUAAUUGAGACAAUAGUCAUCAAUUUUAUCAUUUUGGCUCCUAAUUUAAUUAAACGACGUUGAAGUAAUAGUUACAGAAUUCAAUUUUGAGGUUUUGCCGCCCAGAUAUUGAGUUGGUUGAAGAAUAA